AUGGCCGGGACGGCAGAUCAGAACCCGUAUACGCUCUUCGGGGGCGACAAGUACGUGCAGUCUUUCUGGAUGAUGACGAGUGAUGGCGCAGCUGAUCGGGUGCGCAUCGCAGGGGAUGGAGUUCGAAGGACUGGACUGCCUCCGAUGACCGCGUUCGUGGCGGCAAAUCUGAGGUAUGCUCGUGCCAGCCAGCCAGCCUUCCAUCACACAAGAUCGGCCAGCCGCUGAUGGUGGCUAUAGUCGCACCUGGAGUGUACCACAAACGACAUUGGUCGCUUCUGGGGAAACCUGGACAUCGAGACUCUGGGAGGCGCGGGCUUCGCUUCGCAGAGGACUACCGGCGACGACCGCGCGUGGGACUUGUCCGGGUACGCCGGAGUACAGAUCUGUAUCGAAAAGGGCGAUAGUAUGUGUCCGUCCAUAUCUACUUGCGGCGGGCUGCGAUUUCGCGCGCGCGAAGACUAAUUCGGUGGUGGCAGAGAGACGCUACACCUUCAACCUCAAAGACGAAUUGCUUCCUCCAGACCCAGACACGGGGCGAGAGCAGUCUACCGUCUCGUACGAAUGCGACUUUGAACUCCCGCCCCAAGCGCAGCCAGGCGACACGUACGACAGAUCCGUCUUCAUUCCCUGGGCGAGCUUCAAUGCUACGUAUCGCGGCAAACCGAAGAAAGACGCGGGUCCCAUCAAUUUGAAGAAGAUCAAACGAGUGAGCAUCAUGAUGAGAAGGUUCGGAAAUUCUCAAGAUGCAUGUCUGUUGUUGUUGUGAUGCAACAUGCUGACCUCUCCGCAGCUUCUUUGGGGCUCAAGAAGGCGAUUUCUCACUCUCGAUGCGCUCUAUCAAUGCGCUCUCGAAGACGCCGUCCUUGUCGAUGUACUCUAUUAUCCCGGCCGGUCAAAACGACCAAAGCACUCUGGAGAAAGGACAGAUUGAUCCUAUCAAUUCAGCCCCGAGUGACGGGCUUGAUGGAUAUCGAGCAUCGUUUUGGAGAGUACGUGAUACCAAAUGUCAAUAUUGUGUCAACAGCACUGAUAUGAAGUCCAGAGCUCUGCUAGCGUCCACAGCAAAUCCACGUAUCUCGCCCUGGGGACAAUCACGCUCAUCGCGCUUUACCUCACUGCCGGACGGUUCAUGCGACCCUGUCCCCCUGAGAAGCUCUUAUAG
Messenger RNA from Lecanosticta acicola, 1165 nucleotides. NCBI's taxonomy places the organism in Eukaryota, Fungi, Ascomycota, Dothideomycetes, Mycosphaerellales, Mycosphaerellaceae. The record is from the annotation of a GenBank genome assembly.